UCACAUGGUGUGUGACCUUUAGGGAUUAACCUUUUUCUCUGAGCAUAAUUCACCCAAGCUGUAUAUAUAUCAAUACCAUUUCUUCACAUGGCUGAGUAGCUUUCCACAUAGGGACACACCAAUUAUUUCUCAUUUACUUCUGGUUUUGACUCUUGGGAAUGAAGUUGAUAUGGACAUUAAUGUACAGGUUUUGUGUGAAUGUGGUUUUCAUUUCUCUGAAGUAAAUCCAGAAGUACAAUUUCUAGGUCACAUGAUAAUUGUGUGUUUAGUUUUUAAAGAAAUUGCUAUUUUCCAGAAGUAAAGGAAACUGAACCAUUUUGCAUUCCUGUCAGCAACAUAUGAUUGGUGCAGUUUCUCUACAUCCUCAUCAGCAUUUGGUACUACUGUGACUGUGUUUUAUUUUAACCAUCCUGAUAGGUGUAUAAGGAUAUUGUGUUUUGAAUUUACAUUUCCCUAGGGAAUGGCAUUGAGCAAUUUCAUGUAUUUAUUUGCCAUCUGUAUAUCCUCUUUGGUGAAAUAUCUCUUCAGGUCUGUUGCACAUCUUCUGUUUCAGUUGUUUUUUACUGUUGAGUUGAGAGAAUGUGUGUGUGUAUUUUGGUUGGUUGGUUGAACAUGCUAGGCCAGCACUCCACCCCUGAGCUACAUCCCCAGCCCUGGAGAGAUCUUUUUGCAUUGCAGAUGUUAUCCCUUUGUUGGAGGAGUAUUUUGCAAAAGUUUUUUAAGAUAUUUUUCUCCUAGUCUUUAGUUUGUCUUUUCAUCCUCUUAACAGAAUCUUUUAGAGAGCAAAAGUUUUAAUUUUGAUGAAGUUCAAUAUAUUAUUUUCUCCUUAUGAAUGUUCUACUGCCAUGUCAAGUGUAGAAACUCUUUGCCUAACCCUAGAUUCUGAAGGAUUUCUCCAAACAUAGUAUAGUUUUGUGUUUUUCAUUGAAGGCUGUGGUAGCUUAGGGUUCAUUUGUAUGUAAGGUGUGAGGCUUAGCCAAGUGCUGUCUGCCUACCUUGCUUGUGGAAGUCAAUUGAUCCAGCACCAUUUUUUGAGAAGGUUCUGCUUCUGUAUCUGUGUCAACAAUCAUUGUAUAUUGUAAAAUUUUGUCUAAUUUAAGAUAAAGUAAUUGAAUUUCUUUCAAAAAUUAAUUGUGCAUAUUUACUUGGGUCUACUUCUGGGUUCUCUGUUCUGUUACAUUGAUGCCUGUGUGUCUCUCUGCCAGUUCCAACGUUUCUAACUUCAUGCCAGUAUAAUGCAUCCUGAAAAUAGGUAGAUUGAUUUUUCCCCACUUUGUUGUUCUUUUUUUAAAAUUGUUUGAGCUACUCCAGUUCCUUUGCCUUUACAUACGCAUUUUAGAAUAAUUUAUCAAAAAAGUCUUGAGGUUUUGAUAGGAAUUGUGUAAAACCUAUAUAUCAGCUUGGGGUAAACUCAUCUUUAUUAUGUCAAGUCUUUCUAUCCACAAGCAUAUUGUGUCUGUCCGUUUAUUUAACGCUUCUUGAUUUAUUCCCCAGCACAUUAUUGAUUACAACUCUGUGUUUUGUUUUUUGAGUCAUUUUAAAUGGCAUUACAUUCUUAAUUUCAGUGUCCACACACACAUUCAUUACUAGAUUGGUAUAUUUAUCUUGUAGGCUUAUGACCUUGUCAAACUUAUUUAUUGAUUCUAGGAGUUUUCGUAGACUCCUUGAUUCUCUCCAUUGCAAUCAUGUUAUCUGCAAACAGGGACACUUUUAUUUCUUCCUUUGCCUUCAGAAUGUCUUCUGUUUCAUUUUUUGCAUAGUUGUAUUGGUGAGUACCUCCAGAGAAAAGGGACAUCUUUGCCUUGUUCCAAAAUAUAAGAAAGUAUUCACUUUUUUCUCAGCAAAAAUUUUAAUGUUGAUCUGUGUGUUGUGGGCUUUUAUAAAUGCUGUUUGUGGAAAGGGCGUGAUCUAGGGAUUUGGGAAGCUGGGCAAAAUCUGAUAGUUUCUCUACUAGUUUGCUGGGGUGCUGUUUGAAUAGUAGAAAUCAUAGAAUUUUUAUUGGAACAAUCAGAUUUAAAUUUUGUUCCCCCCCACCUUCAGAUGGAAGGCCUGGGGCAAAUACCUUACCCAUAUCAAAGCCCAUUUCCCCCUCCACAAAAGGGAGGCAGAGGCCAGACCUGCUUCCUCCCUGGAUUGGUGUUAAGAGUGAAAAGGACAGGAGAAUGUAUGAGGGAUCUUAUCACCUGCAUGAGCAUGAAGAGGAGCUAGAAAACCCCUAGAGUUAGUAAGGUUUCCAUCCUGCCUUACUAGAACUCCACCCAACACUUUAAUUAAUCAAUCUUUGUGGAAAAUCGAACAAAUUCUGACAGAUCAUUAGAACAUGUAUUCGGGGUCUGCAAAAGACUCUCUGUUCCAGGAAUAUUUGCUGUGCCAAGGACUCGAUGCUUGGAGGUAGACAACCUAGUUCUCUUAUCGGCUUCUCCACAUACCAUCUGUGUAAACUUGGGCAAGUCACAAAACCUCCUAAGUUACGGCAUUUGUUGUCAUCUAUAAGCCGGGAAUCAUGGCAGACCUAAUUCCUAGGACUGUUAUGAAGACAAAUGAGUUAAUUUAUGGACCAUGUUUAGCAAUGCCUGACAUGUUCGAUACCUGCAAUGACAUGUUAGUGAUGAUCAGUAUUGAUGACUAUAAAGGACACAUUCUGAUUUGUGAAUCACCUUUCUUAAAAACAAAAUUGUUUACUUUGCAGAUAUUUAAAAAAAUGGAUUUGACCAACCAUGGACUUAUUCUACUGCAACAGUUAAACGCUCAGCGAGAGUUUGGUUUCCUGUGUGACUGCACGGUUGCAAUCGGCGAUGUGUACUUCAAGGCACACAAAUCAGUUCUUGCUUCAUUCUCCAAUUACUUUAAGAUGUUGUUUGUCCAUCAGACCAGCGAGUGCGUCCGUUUGAAACCAACUGACAUACAGCCUGACAUCUUCAGCUAUCUCUUACAUUUGAUGUACACUGGAAAGAUGGCGCCUCAGUUGAUCGACCCUGUUCGGUUAGAGCAGGGGAUCAAGUUUCUGCACGCCUACCCACUGAUCCAGGAAGCCAGCCUUGCCAGCCAAGGCACUUUUUCUCAUCCUGACCAAGUCUUCCCACUGGCCUCUUCCUUGUAUGGCAUUCAGAUCGCAGAUCACCAGUUAAGGCAAGCCACCAAGAUUGCCUCGGCACCUGAAAAACUUGGUCGAGAACCAAGGCCACAGACCUCCAGGAUGAGCCAGGAACAGGUGCCAGAGGCUUCACAGCUGUCGCAGCUGACUUCCAAUCUGGCCCAGGUGAACCGGACAAACAUGACUCCCUCGGACCCCUUGCAGACCUCGCUGUCUCCAGAACUGGUCUCCACUCCUGUUCCUCCCCCUCCUCCUGGGGAGGAAACCAAUCUGGAGGCCUCUUCCUCUGAUGAGCAGCCUGCGUCCCUCACCAUUGCCCACGUCAAGCCAAGCAUCAUGAAGAGGAACGGAAGCUUCCCCAAGUACUAUGCCUGCCACCUGUGUGGACGGCGCUUCACCCUCCGGAGCAGCCUGCGAGAGCACCUCCAGAUUCACACGGGAGUACCCUUCACGUCCAGCCAGCAGGGGGAAAGCCGAGUCCCCUUGUCUCUCUGCAGCAAUGCCGCAGACCUCGGGAAAGAUGCUAUGGAAGUGCCUGAAGCGGGGAUGAUCAGUGACAGCGAGCUGCAGCACAUCUCAGACUCCCCCAUCAUAGAUGGGCAGCAGCAGUCGGAAACCCCGCCCCCCUCUGACAUCGCUGACAUUGACAACUUGGAGCAGGCUGACCAGGAGCGGGAGGUGAAGAGACGGAAAUACGAGUGCACGAUAUGUGGACGCAAAUUCAUCCAGAAGAGCCACUGGAGGGAGCACAUGUACAUACACACCGGGAAGCCUUUCAAGUGUAGCACUUGUGACAAGAGCUUUUGCAGAGCCAACCAGGCUGCGCGGCACGUGUGCCUCAACCAGAGCAUCGACACCUACACCAUGGUGGACAAACAGACUCUGGAACUCUGCACAUUUGAGGAAGGUAGUCAGAUGGACAACAUGCUGGUGCAAACCAACAAACCCUACAAGUGCAACUUGUGUGACAAAACGUUCUCGACUCCCAAUGAGGUGGUCAAACACUCUUGCCAAAACCAGAACUCAGACGUGUUUGCCCUAGAUGAGGGGCGGUCCAUUCUCCUGGGCAGUGGGGACUCAGAAGUAGCAGAACCUGACCACCCAGUGUUAGCUUCCAUCAAAAAGGAACAGGAAACCGUGUUACUAGACUGAAUGUUGCUUGUCUUUUUAAAAACUGUCAUUUUUACAAAAACUAUCUUCUUUCCCUUCCCCCCAGCUCAGAACUGUGCUUCUGCACAGUUCAGACUAUGACACACACAGGUCCCUGUUCCCUUCUCCUCUUCUUCAUCUCCCCAUCCCAGCCCCACCUCUGGAAAGGCUUUGUGCAUUAUAAACCUGGAAUAUAUUUACUUUAAUUCAGGGGAUAUUGGAAAGAUAAUGGUCGGUAGUACUUGUAAACUUAAAAUAGAUUUUGAGAAGUUUUAGAUUAUUUAAAAGCAUACAUGGAACUAAUUAAGGGUCUAUAACAAAACAAAACAACGAGAAUAUAAUUUGGUAAGAUAAAAUUAUGACUUUCCCUGGGUAAUGAGUCUUCCUUCUCAGAAAAACAAUGUCAGAAAAUACAGCAUGCUUUUUAGAGAUAAAGCGGGGCUCUGUACUAUGCAAACCCUAGAAGGUGUGGGGAAACUUUAAACCCAAGAAAAUGUUUUUAGUAUUUAUCCUCCAGGUGUCUUGUUUCAGAAUGCACCCUUUGAGAUUAUGUCCAGUUAAGAGAAAUCACUAGUUAGGAAAUCUACUUUAACAAAACACAAAAAAAGUAAUAAUGUGAUGGCAAUCUUAAUUUUUGGAUAAAACAUGACAAGCUGUGACUUUGUGUGUUUGUAAGAGAAAAUGUGGACACUUGCUAUAAACAGGUGAACUAAUGCACAUGCCUUAGCUAAUUGCUGGCUUCUUUCCAAGUUGAACAACAAAAUGCUGUAUUUUAGUUUCUGACACAUUUGUUUUAAAAGUCAGAUUUGAAAGUACUAUAUAGAUUGUCUUUCUGAACAGAAAAUGACAUGCCAUUUUCUAGCAGUUGCCAGUGGGAAAUUUGUUUCAGUACCAACCAGCUGCUUUUAAAUCAAUGUGUGCACUGCAGGGAAAAGGAUAUUGGAAUAUGCAUCUUAAAGAGGAGGUGUGGGCAGGAAAUGUAACUUUAUUGAAAGUCAGUGCUAAUACUUCACUGGGAACAUUUGUUGAAGUAUCUAAAAUGGCAAAAAGAAAUCAGGACAAAAUCUGAUUUGCCGUUUGGAGAAAAAAACUUAAUUUUGAUGUGUAUUCUUUGAUUUUUUGUUUUUUUUCUUAACACCUAAAAUUUUCUCCACCGACCUGAAAGCAGUACAAGUUGUCCGUUAAUCUUCCCAUAGGCCAAUAAGAGAAUGAAUGGUCUCACAGGACAAAAUAGGAGCCAGAAGUAAAAACCGAAGGGGAGAGGGAAGGGGGAGAAUAGUCAAUAGCUAUACUGUAUGUACAUGUUAAAAACUGAAUAUCCCAUCAUCCUAUUGUAUGUAUAGUUGAGUUCUCAGAUUUGUAAGUUUUUAUACAUCCUUUCAUUGAAUAAACAUUUAUUAAAUGGGCAUGUGA
Molecule: messenger RNA, 5656 nt
Organism: Ictidomys tridecemlineatus (thirteen-lined ground squirrel)
Lineage: Eukaryota; Metazoa; Chordata; Mammalia; Rodentia; Sciuridae
Source: RefSeq, a predicted model, not a curated record